Messenger RNA from Juglans microcarpa x Juglans regia, 2481 nucleotides. RefSeq lists its product as uncharacterized. The record is from RefSeq and is a predicted model, not a curated record. The coding region runs from base 231 to 2255 and encodes 674 amino acids. The transcript has a single exon. Lineage: Eukaryota; Viridiplantae; Streptophyta; Magnoliopsida; Fagales; Juglandaceae.
GGAACCCCGGACUUAUAACAGUUUCUGUAGCCACUGGAGGAGUGGAAAUAGCUGAUGACUAGAUGACUAUUAGGAUUCGGGGCGUCGGGACUAGAGAGCAGAGACUGCUCCUUCGAGUCAGCCACCCAUCGAUUCAAAACGCCCACCCCCCCGUUGGUUUCUCCGAUCCAAACUAAGCUCCAUUUCCUUUGUGCUGAGGACACCAAAAUCCACCAUCUCAACCAUCCGAGAUGACCACCGCCGCCAUCACCACCUCAGUCUUCGUUUUCCUCCUCCUCUUGACCACCACCUCCGCGGCCCCAAUCCUAGGCCUAGACUCCUUCCUAACCCAGCAAUCCCGCCUCGACCCUCAAGCCAUCAACGACUCCUUCCUCUCCCUCCCUUCCUCCCUCAAAAAAUCCUUCUCCUCCCACUUCCCACAACCCCAUAUCCCUUCUCUCAUCUCCUCCCUCCUCUCCCUUUCCCUCCCUCUCUCCAUCCACCUCCGCCUUAUAGGCCCCUUCCCCCCUGACGCCCCUUCCGUCCUCUCCUCAUUCCUCUCCUCCGCCUCCCAGCCCCUUCACCACUAUCACGUCAUCUCCCCUUUCGAGUAUCAAUCUCAUUCCCUCUCCAUCCAACACUCCCUCCACCUCGACGUCUCCUUCUCCCCUCCUUCUCUUGCUUCCCAACUCUCCCAAUCCCUAACUUCCCAAAUCUCGGCUACCCCUUCCUCCCUCCGUUCCUCUCUCCUCUCCAUCCCCUUCUCCUCCGUCGACUCCAUCAUCAAGCAAGACUUCGAGAAAGAAAAACCCGUCAACGGAAUCUACCUCUACUUGCUCAAUCUGGGCCCCCAAUCCAAACCCUACGCUUACACCUACUCCCACGGUGAUUCCUCCCCUGCCUUUCCCAAAUGCUUGGGCACCAUCUGGACCGGCAAGGACCGCUACCUUUGGAUCGAUCUGGCCGCCGGCCCUGUCGACUAUGGGCCGGCAUUAUCUGGGGAAGGCCUUCUCCCCCGCGGCGAGUUUCACCCACUCGCCGCCCUCCACGGCCGCCCCAAAUCGCAGAAGGCUCUGUAUGCUGAUCUGGCGUCUCUGGUUUGGAGCGCCUACCAGGUACUUCUUGUGCCCUCUUUGAGAAUUCCUGUUCCUUUCGAGGCUUCCUUGGUAGUUCAGUUCAUACAUGUCUAUGGGUCCGAGAGCAAUAGGGAUUCCAGUGGUUUGGACUGGAAAGCGAUCGAAAGGACAUUUAUGGAUGAAGUUACUGAUGGGGGUUUGUUGUUGGGUGAUCAGUCGUUGAGUUUCAAGACUUAUGGGGUGAGUCUUGCAGGGUGUCCCAUUUGUUCCUUUGCCGUUUCGAGGUCGAUUAAUUCGUACACAGCGAGGUUUUUGUUUGAUAAUUAUACUUUGAUUGUGAGCGAGUAUUUGGACUCCAAGCGUUUGCAUCAGAUAUUGACGGAUUCGGCAGAGGAGUUUAGGAGGGUGGCUAGUAUUCCGGAGGAAUUAGGUCGGGUUCUUCCCGUUUACGUGUUUGAUUUGGACUAUAAUACUCACUUAUUGCUUGACCGAUAUCACCAGUCUGUUGCCUUCAAAGAUAUGGUUAUUGCAGUAAGGACGAGGAACACACAGACCGUGAGUGAUUAUAGUUGUAAUGGUCAUCACGUGUUUACUCAUACAAGGGAGCUUGAGCGGCCGCUUGUUGGUUCGAUUCUGCAGAGCAUGUGGGGAGUGUCCCCUACCCAUUUGCUGUGGAGUCCGAGGCAUAAUAGUACCUUGGUGGAUUACACAUGGAGUGUAGGGCAUACUCCGUUUGGGCCGUUCUCAGAGGUUUCAUCAUUGUCAUUUGUGCAGAAGGAUGCAGCUAGGAGAAAUGUUCUUUUGACAUCGUUGAACCAGAGCAUAACGAGUGCUGUUGACGUUCUUGAAUCCAUUGCUGCCCAUGGGGGAGAUAGAAAGCUACUUAAACGGAAUCAACAUGUUGAGUUCAUACAGAGGUGGAACUUGUUCAAGUACAAGCUGGACAAAGCAGUUUCUGCAUUGUCACAUUUGGAUUUUGAGAUGGCCUUAUACUACUUGAGAUCAUCAGAUCAUGAUAUGUAUGCCAUCCACUAUCUUGUCUAUCAUGCUUCUAAGGAACUGGAGGCAUCGCUCGUAUGCUUUAAGGACCCACCUUUUCCGUGGAAGUCAGUUUCUUUAUCUGCUAUAGGUUUCCUAGCUUUCUUUUACGUUUAUGCGAAAAGAGACAAACUGUUCAGAAAUAAGAGAAAGCAAUUUUGAAGCUUUUCACAGGAACUGAAGUUUGUAUUUUGAAUGCAAUACAAAACAUGUAUUUUGAAAGAGAGGUAAGCCGGUAGCCAGAAACUUCUAUUUAUCUGACUCAAAACAUUUGCUGCAGUUUGGCCCUGUUGCUAAACUAUUGUCCUGGUUCUUAAUAUUUAUCGGUUGCAGCAUGUAAUUUCAUGACUUGUCGGAUGAAUGCUAGCAGCAUGCACUCUUUUGGAAA